AUGGCGAGGUUCAAUGGCUUAGCUUAUGAUGCGCAGGAUGUGAUUGACAUAUACACAAGGUCAAAUGCAACGCUUUCAUGGAGGUGGGGAUGUGAGCCAGUGUGGAUUGAAAACCGGCAAACAAAUUGCUUCAUCACUGAGCCUGAUGCCAUUGGAAGGGAAGAAGAUGAAAAAUUGGUGGUUGCGUGGUUGAUGGAGGAUCUGAAUGAAAGGCAAAAGAAUGCAUCUGUUAUAGCGGUCGUUGGUAUGGGGGGUCUUGGAAAGAGCACCAUCGCCAAGAAGCUCGACAACAGUAGCGAAGUCAGGGGAUACUUCAACAAAAGAAUGUGGGUCUGUGUCUCUGAGAAGCCCAACUUGCUGAAUUUGUCCAAAAAGAUCAUGGAGGAGAUUUGUGUAAACGAAAGUGGUGCCAAUGAAUUCACUAACGGAAAGCCUGUACACUCCAAGAUCGGUAACCAUUUGAAAGGCAAAAGGUUUCUGCUCGUGCUAGAUGAUGUAUGGGACUACAAAUGGUGGAAUGAAUUAAAUGGUGUCCUGCAAACUGGUGGAUCAGGGAGCAAGAGCUGGUGCCUCUUCCAGUCCAAGGUAUGCCUGGAAGGCGAGAAGGAGGAAGACCUUAACGUGGUUCAGGACAUUGGAAAAAAAAUUGUGACAUGCAGCGGACUGCCACUUGCUUUAGUUGUUACAGCAGGCUUGUUGCGUAAAAAGGACAGAGAAAGGCCUGUUUGGCAUCGCGUUGCUCAUAGCUCAUUGUGGACAUUGGAAAAUGACAGGGAUGAUAUUCGACCAAUCAUAGGAUUGAGUUACAUGAGCUUGUCAUUGCCCUUAAAGCAAUCCCUCACAUAUUGUUCUGUAUUUCCUACAGAUUAUGAGAUGGAAAGGGAAAAGUUACUGAGGCUCUGGAUAGCUGAAGGCUUUGUUCAGAAGAAGGGGAGGAGAUGGAGGAUGUGGCUGAGAAUGGCUGACUUGAGUGGAAAACAGUGCAUACACAAUUUGCCAGAGUCGAAUGGAGAUUUAUUGCUUUUAAGGUACGUAGAUCUCACUAGUACAAGAAUUAUCCAGUUGCGUAAUUCAAUUACCAAACUCUACGAUCUGCAAGUGCUGGCCCUUGGUCGUAGUGCUAUAGAAAAGAUGCCUGAAAGAAUAUCACAUUUGAAGAAUCUUAGGCAUCUCCACAGAGAACAAACUUCUGAGUUGUGCCAUUUGGAUAAUCUGAGGGCAAAACUAAGAAUCGAACAUCUGGAAAGAGUUGGAACAGAAGAAGAGGCACAAGAAGCAGGACUAGAAAGGAAAGACAAGCUGCGGUGGUUGGAGUGGUCUUCUGACAAGAUCGAUAUUGAGAAGCAGGAUGACAGAGAAAAGGUGGGGCGUGUGUGGGAAAGUCUAAAGCCUCCACUAGGCCUCAAAAGAUUGGAAGUUGAAAAUUAUAUGGGCAGAAGAACACCCACAUGGAUAAGCUCCCCUGCCUACCACGCUUUGGACGAAAUCGUGUUAAUGUGA
Molecule: messenger RNA, 1500 nt
Organism: Nymphaea colorata (pocket water lily)
Lineage: Eukaryota; Viridiplantae; Streptophyta; Magnoliopsida; Nymphaeales; Nymphaeaceae
Product: putative disease resistance protein RGA3
Exons: 5
Coding region: 1-1500 (499 amino acids)
Biological process (GO): defense response to other organism
Molecular function (GO): ADP binding
Source: RefSeq, a predicted model, not a curated record